UGGAACUUCCAGGGCUCCGGGUAGGUGUCCGAGGCACCCGCCUGUUUAAAAACAAUCCGGGACGAGCUGUAAAAGUCAAGCCGGGUUGGAAAAAAAUUAAAUUAUUGGACACUAACGGAUGCUUCCAUCUGCGUAAAAUCUCUGGGAGGUGAAAAUUUUAAAGAAAAGAAAGAACCGGGCGAGCUCCAUCAGGCACUGACGCGGACGGCCACAGGUUCUGGGUUCCAUGGUUGGAAGGUGUUGGUGAGCUCCGGGUUCGAAGGGAGCGCCACGUGGAAUUUCGCAUCUCGAGAGGUGCGGAGCCGGUUCCGUGGAGUAUCCAAGGGCUGGGCUGUUUUCCACGAGCUUUGUUGUAGGUCGAGAGAGGAGUGCAGACGAGGCGAACGGACUAACGGAGUCCCAGCCCCGACCGGGAGCGGUACCGCCCACCUGCUAGGAAGCAGCCGGGCAGAAAGGUGUGGGGAGGCGGGCAGGCGUGGGAACGCGGCGGUGAGAGCUGGCUCGGGGCGAUGUGAGCGCGAUCAGAGGAAAUCACGAGGUCCCAGCCGGGCGUGCGUGGUGCGCACCUGUCAUCCCAACCCUUGGGAGGACAAGUUCAAGAAGAGUGAAUGUGAUGUAUUGAAGAGUUCCUGAGAGUGGGAGAGGUUCCAAGUGAGGAAUACCCACCUGGAGGUUCCUUUUAUCUCUACUAAGUGAAGAGGAUGGGUGAUGCUGGUCCCAGAAUGGAAGUGUGUCCUUAUUGUAAGAAGCCAUUUAAGCGAUUAAAAACCCACUUGCCACACUGUAAGAUGAUAUCUGCUGAUCAAAAAGUGUAUCAGUCCAAGCCAGCUACACUUUCACGUGCUACAAAAGCGAAGAAUCCUACCAAAGACCCAACCAAAGCUAAAAGAAAAGGGCUAGAGACAGAGAGUGCAAAAGGAAACGUGAAGUCAGAAAAGGGCAGAUCAGCAUGGACAGCUGCCACCUUGCCCCUGACGGCGGAUGUCUUGGAAAGAGCGGGUACAGCAGAGGCAGGAGGAGAAACCAGAGAUCAAAACCAGCCCUCCUUCCAGGCACUCAAACAUGCCACGCCAAAGGUGGCUCUGCCGAGAGUCAUGGACCCUCAGGCUCGUGCGUCAGACGCCCCCUCUCCUGAGACAGAACUUGCCAGAGAUGUGACUGGAUCCAGGGGAAGUCCAUGUCAUCCCUCAGAGACCAAAGCAUCUGUAUGUCAUCCCUCAGAGACCAAAGCAUCUGUCCGGGUCGGCUCAAUGGCACCAGUUUUAUCUAAUCAAGAUAGAACAUACUCCUCAGCUCAGCCUCAUGCUAAACCAGCCACUUGUGCAAGUCUGAAAUUGGACACACUCGAUCCCCAAAGAGAGAAGCUUCUGGCAAAAUUCUUAGACGUGCCUGUUAGUGAUUGUCAUUCUCCAAAGAAUGGCAGCCACGGGGUUCAGAGAGGAGGACCCUCAGUGUUGAGCAGGGAGAGCAGUUCCCGAGACGGAGGCCACCUCUCAGGAGUCUCUCCCGACCCUGCCAAUGCUGAGACUCAGCAGAAGUCAGAAUCACUCCUCUCGGGCCUUCACACCACUCCACUGGCUAAAGCGCAAGUCAGAGAACGCCAGGAACUUGGCCUCGGAGCAGAAGUGUGCCACAGCAAGGGAAAUACUGAGACCAGCAUGUCUGCCACAGAAGUACAGGAACAGGCUGACUUAGGCCUCGGUGGUAAGGACCCCAUUUCACCCACAAAGGCGAAAGCAGAGGCAGCCCUUGCACUUUUGGACGUAUUUACUCCACCAGAGGGAACUUCGAAUAAGCUUCUCUCUGUACCAGAAUCAGGGCGCCAGUGCCUUGCCUCUCUGGCUGUGAAGUCUCCAGAAGACAAAACCCAAUUCUAUGGCCAGAGUCAAGUCCCUGCCAUACCGCUAUUAGUGGGAAGCAAGAGGGAUGUUCUGGAACCCACGUCUUUCCACCAACCCCAUGCAGUCCAGACAGGGUAUCACAUACCAUCAUAUUCAGCUCCGUACCCUGUUUCUAGAAGCUCCCUCAUCAGUCAUGUUGCUGCUGCUGACUCAGAGACUCCUCCCCGGUCCGUGGGACUGGAGUGGUUUCCAGAACUCUAUCCUGGUUACGUUGGUCUAGGAGUAUUGCCAAGGGGGCCUCAGCAUUGGAACUCAGUGUCUCACAUGCCGCCUCCUACCACUUCCGAGGGUGCAAGUAUCUCGAAAGUUCCUUGGUUGGGACGAAGUUUGGCUGAUAGCGGGAGUUCGGAACCCCUGGCGCUUACAACUUCCAGCUUCCCUCUAACGAGGCUCUUGGGAGCUGUGCACAAAGGCUGGGUGAGGUGCAGUACCACCAUAAAGAAGAGCAGUGUUGGGGGCCUCACAAUGCUCUUCGCUGGCUACUUCAUCCUGUGUUGUAGCUGGAGCUUCAAGCAAAUGAGUAAGCCGUCAUCAUCGGUAGCUUAAGUGACUUGUCAUCUCCCUUGGGGCUCUGGUGGGAGUAUCCAGGAGCCCUGAUGAGCAAGCUGUCCCCGGGGCUCUGGGGCUCCAUUAAAGGUCUCCAAGAUUUGACUUACAUGUACAUGACUGCUCUUGCUGCCCAUUAGUGAUAUGGUGGUGGGCUGGAGGCCUUGGGUUGGUUUGUUUUUCCUGCUUUAUACCCGUCCCUGCUAGGGAGAGGUGCCCUCCUUGGUGCCUGAGAGUUCUCAGUGGAAUAGAAGGGCUUUCUGCCACUUAGAGCAGGAGAAACAGAAUAGUCCAUGUGCUUCAGACACAGCAGCUCCAUCCAUCCUUUCGUUCACUGGGUCUCCCUGUGCAGAUCAGGCUAGACUGACCCUCAGCACUCCUGCCCGGGCCUCUGGCCCCGAGCUCUCACUCCGUCUUCCUCAGCCUUCGAGAGCUAGGAUGACAGAGACAUGCUACCACACCUGGCUAGAGGCUGUAUGCUUAUUGUUUGUUUUUGGUUUUUUGUUUUGUUUUGUUUUUUUUCAAGACAGGGUUUCUGUGUAACAGCUCUGGCUGUCCUGGAACUUGCUUUGUAAACCAGGCCUGCCUCUGCCUCCUGAGUGCUGGAAUUAAAGACAUGCACCACCACCA
Molecule: messenger RNA, 3077 nt
Organism: Peromyscus californicus insignis
Lineage: Eukaryota; Metazoa; Chordata; Mammalia; Rodentia; Cricetidae
Gene: Mtnap1
Product: chromosome unknown C17orf80 homolog
Exons: 5
Coding region: 702-2447 (581 amino acids)
Source: RefSeq, a predicted model, not a curated record